AUGAACUCCAUUUCGAGAGCAAGGUUUAUUGGAGCUCUUAGUGGACCUUUUCAAGCGAUUUCCAUCACUUCCAUGUGGAGAAUCGCCUAUGACAUACAAGCCAGGGGUAGUGGUCAUGUCUUUUGGAGCAUUCUGGAGCAUAUGGGACAUGAGGAGCAUGGAGGGACUUGGCAUGGACGCAGCUCAACUGGAUACGCAAAGGAAGAAGGGAGAAGCCAUCUUGAAGACCAGCUCGACCGUCUACUCGACCAACCGGUCGAGUUCCUCAACUCGACCGGCCAAGCUUCAACUCGAUCGAGCUGA
Messenger RNA from Microthlaspi erraticum, 303 nucleotides. The record is from the annotation of a GenBank genome assembly. NCBI's taxonomy places the organism in Eukaryota, Viridiplantae, Streptophyta, Magnoliopsida, Brassicales, Brassicaceae.